Messenger RNA from Nakaseomyces glabratus, 2976 nucleotides. RefSeq lists its product as uncharacterized. Gene Ontology annotation, biological process: actin filament organization; protein phosphorylation; actin cortical patch assembly. Gene Ontology annotation, cellular component: cytoplasm. The record is from RefSeq and is a predicted model, not a curated record. Gene Ontology annotation, molecular function: ATP binding; protein serine/threonine kinase activity. NCBI's taxonomy places the organism in Eukaryota, Fungi, Ascomycota, Saccharomycetes, Saccharomycetales, Saccharomycetaceae.
AUGUCUGAUUUGAGCAAGACGCCGUCUCUUGAUGUGAGGGGUGAGAACUCUAAGGAGUCGCAAGAGCUGCGAGGGAAGUCGUCAGCGAACUUGAAUGCGCCAGGAACGCCAGUGCAGACGGUGGUGCCAUCGGUGGUACCACCGGUGGCGCAGCCUGUGGCACAGCCUGUGGUGGCACCAUCAGCGAUGAAAGAUAUCAAGUCACAAACACCAGUUCAAGUGCCUCAAACUCAGGUUAAACCGCAAUCCAUACCACCUGUGGCCCAGCCGCAGAUAGAAGAGAAGUUUCCUGCAGGGAAAGUAGUCACUGUAGGAUCGCAUAGAGUUGAGGUGGUGAGCUACCUUGCGGAAGGAGGGUUUGCACAGAUCUAUGUGGUCAAAUUUGUCGAGUACACCAACGAGUUUGAGCGGAAGAAUGACGAGAGUAUGAACCAGCCCUUGAAGCCAGGGAGUCCCGCAUGUCUGAAAAGAGUGCUGGUGCAAGACGAAGUGGGUCUCAACAAGAUGAGAAGCGAAGUAGAAGUGAUGAAGAAGUUGCAAGGUGCACCAAAUAUCGUGCAAUACUUUGACUCCAACGCUUCCAGACUACGUGAUUACAGCGGUAACAUUACGCAGGGGUUCGAAGUUUUGCUGCUGAUGGAACUCUGUCCCAACAAAUCACUGCUGGACUACAUGAACCAACGUCUGGCGACAAAAUUAACAGAGCAGGAAAUUUUCAAGAUCAUGUACGAUAUAACCCUGGCAGUAGCACAAAUGCACUAUCUUCCUGUGCCAUUGAUUCAUAGAGAUAUAAAAAUUGAGAACGUCCUGGUAGACGCAAAUAAUAACUUCAAAUUGUGUGAUUUCGGCUCCACUUCAACAUGUUUUCCAGCAUUCACCUCAUUUCAAGACAUUGCUAUGCUUUCACAGGACCUUUAUAUGCAUACUACACCACAAUAUAGGUCACCGGAAAUGAUAGACUUAUUCAAAUACAUUCCAAUCAAUGAGAAAUCAGAUAUAUGGGCACUCGGUGUGUUCUUAUACAAGCUUCUGUUCUUCACAACUCCAUUCGAAAGAACUGGCCAAUUUGCAAUGCUGCAUUCAAAAUUCGAGUUUCCACCAAAUAGUUAUUCAUCGAAGUUAAUCAACUUAAUUAUCGUUAUGCUAGCAGAGAAUCCAAGUUUGAGACCUAAUAUCUACCAAGUUUUGUACUAUUUGUCUGAAGUUACCAAUAGGGAAGUACCUCCAACUGUUUUAAGCGAUAAAUAUGGUCAGGGCCCUUACAACUUCGAAAAGUAUACCAGAUUUCAGAAAGAAUCUCAGCAAGUGCAGUUGCAGUUGUCUACAUUACAAGCUAAAAUUAAUGAUCCCAAUAGCACCAUGCAACCUGCUGAUUGGGAGUUGUACGAUAGAAUGUAUAUGUCAGCAUUCACAAUUGUACCACAACUGCCUGUUUCAGAUAGAAAGAUUGUAGCACAGAAUCAAUUUAUUCAACCAGGACAACAACAACAAUCUCAAAUUCCGCAAAUAUCUAAUAGACCCAUCCAAUCUAAUAUACCUCAAAUCCAACAGAUGCCUCAGUUGCAAGUGCCACCUUCGCAGGCUUCCAACGAGUUUGGCACUGAUGAUGAAAACUUCAAGACAUCCAGGUCUAAAUCUAAUCAGCUCGGUUAUCAAAAGGAAAAUAAUGAUCCUAAAUCAGGCGCUAUUCCUAAUUUUGAUGGCGAUCCUUUCAACUCAACGCUUCCAAGGAAAGAUAGCAAUGCGGAGUAUAGGAGAUCGCAAUUAAUUGUUCAAGGUAACAUAGGGCCAUCAAGAAGUAUGGGGUCGGUCUCUCCAGUACAGUCACCAGUUAAUUACAAUCAAAAUCAUCCUAAUUUUCAAGCCUUGAAUUUAGAAAGAGGUAUGGAGAAACCAGUCAACUACCAUAAGGGAAACCCUUUUGAGCAAGAUAUGCCUGGUAAUAAUGGCAAGUUUGUUCAAAAAGGCCAGCCCAUUCAAAUAAAUCAGCAACCUUUGUAUGUUGGAGCUAGUAGCCAAAUGGGACAAAAUAUGAAUAAAAAUCAAGAAAAAAGAUCAUCAGAUUUAGAGGGUAAGUACAAUAACACUAGCUCUUCAAAUUUUGAUCCAUCUUUACUCAGGGAGAAUGUUCCUAACAAGAGUUCAAUGUCUCAUUUACUUGAUAAGAAUGGAAACCAAGUGGAAUUGCCUCCAAGACCUAAACGGUCAUCUAUGCAAUCACAGACAAUGCCUUCGGAUAACGUUCCAACAAAUGCGACAUCAAAUCACACUAGAACUAGAAGUGUAGAUGCUCAUAAGGUUUCUUUUGAGGGGUCAUCAGAUCGUGGUUUUUCUAAAGGCAACACAAAUAAUAAAGUUCAAGACAAAUCCGCUCAGAACAUUUUAGAGGAAGAAGGGUUCUUCGAAAAUGAAUACGGUAAUAGAGAUUAUAGAAAGGAAGUUUUUACAGGACAAGCUCUACGCACAAUAAAUUCAUCACCUCAAAGUGCUAGAAGCGAUAAUAGCAGUCAUCCCUCAAAUGCUGAAUUUGCACAAUUAGGCAAAAAGACUUUGCAAGGCAACUUCGAGAAGCCCAACAAGAAAACUCUAGAUAUCGAUUACCAAGAGGUUGAUUUUUCGCCAGCACUUUCAGACAAUACCACUAGGCAAGGCUAUUUUGAAGGUCAAUCACCUGGUUUUAGUGAUCAACUGUCAUACGAUCUUAAUGACGCCUUGGAAUUUGAUAGAAGGGGAAAGGACUCCAGGCAUAUGACACCUGGUGCUUUUGAUACCGGUGGACUGCAAAAGUUGAAAUCCUCAUCUUUAAACAGAAGCCAAGGCAGCAUAAGCAGUGGUGCAAACGAAUGGCCAGAGAGUUCAGACCGCCUACAUAGUGCAAGAAAGUCUCUAGACUUAGAUAGAGCGAGACAAUUGCAUAAUUACCAAUCAGAUAAAAAGAAAAGGUCACUGUUCAAUAUGUUCAAGGAAAAAAAAUGA